AUGUCCCGUACCUCAAUCGAGCUACUGGACGGAUUACAAGAAGGAAUCUCUUUCAUAAAUGCUAUAGACAUCAACAAGCUUAAUGGAUUAUUGGGUCGUGUUUCUGCUGCGCUGUGCUCUGGAUGCUCACAGGUCUUUACUGAGGAAGAAGAGGAGAAAUUAAGUUCUUCAUUGGGCCACACUAUUGAGCAAACAAGACAACUCGUCCACACUGUACUGCAUAUUAUUCAGCAGGCUGCACAAGGUAUGGUACGUCCAGCUGUCUUGGGGGAACAUCUUUUAGCUGCUGGCAUUACCCAGGACAGAGUGGAAAUCUUCACAGAAAGCUGGAUGACAAACGCAAAGACCAUUGUUGAUAAGCUUCGGCAGCAGACCCUUUCAGAAAAGCAGCUGGAAGAUAUCGCCUGGGAGUUGCACUUGGAAACAGCUUCAUCGUGCCUGGCUCGGCAGUCACACCCCAUAGCCCACCUGCAGCUGAAUCUCGUCUCUGGUACUACUGCAGGGAAGCCAGAAGCAACAGAAAAGGUUGUAAUUCAGUUUGAUCAGGACCAGCUGUACCAGCUGUACGGUCAUCUGGAGCAGAUACAGUCGCAACUUGACGCUCUCAGAUAAAAUUGACCAGGGGAAAAAGAAAGGAUUUUUUUUAUGAUUUGGUAUGUACAAAAACUGAUUAGUAUUGUAAUUUUUUUUUCACUGCAGUAUAACGUGUAUAAAAAUAUUCUAAGUAGAGCUUGUGCACAUACUUUUACAAUUUUGUUACAGUAUUUCAUAGAUGUAUGAAAAUGCCUCUAUGGCAUUAAUUAUUAUACAUAUAUAUACAUAAAACAAGGGUUGGUUGACAUUAGCCUUAAUAAAUUGAUGUACAGUUGAAACGGCUACUCACAUUUACGACAACUUGACCCUAAAUUGAUGUACUGUACUAAGAAAUAUGAGAAAGUAAUGGAAAAUGUUAGGGAACUCAACAAGUAUAUUAUUGUAUUUAUGGGAAUGAACCAGUACAGGUUAUGUAAUACCCAGGAAUGAACCAGUACAGGUUAUGUAAUACCCAGGAAUGAACCAGUACAGGUUAUGUAAUACCCAGGAAUGAACCAGUACAGGUUAUGUAAUACCCAGGAAUGAACCAGUACAGGUUAUGUAAUACCCAGGAAUGAACCAGUACAGGUCAUGUAAUACCCAGGAAUGAACAGUACAGGUCAUGUAAUACCCAGGAAUGAACCAGUACAGGUCAUGUAAUACCCAGGAAUGAACCAGUACAGGUCAUGUAAUACCCAGGAAUGAACCAGUACAGGUCAUGUAAUACCCAGGAAUGAACCAGUACAGGUCAUGUAAUACCCAGGAAUGAGCCAGUACAGGUCAUGUAAUACCCAGGAGUGAACCAGUACAGGUCAUGUAAUACCCAGGAAUGAACCAGUACAGGUCAUGUAAUACCUAGGAAUGAACCAGUACAGGUCAUGGAGCACCUUGAGGAAUGAGAGGUAGUCAGGUUUGAUCUGAGAAAGGAGGGGAGAAGGAGCUUCAGUUCCUUGAAUCAAGAGUUCUGUAAUGAGUUCCUUUUAGUUUAGUCAUCUCUCUUCAGAAAAACAUUGUACUCUCGGUUCUAUUUCAGCAGAAUACUCUCUACAGGUGCAGUAAUUAUAUGUACAGUUUUGUAUAUUAAGUUCUAGUUUGUAUUUGUUAGUGUAGUUACAGUACAUUAUUAUUAUUAUUAUUAUUAUAAUUAUUAUAAGCAUGAUGAUACAUUAAACCUGUAGGGGUUAUACGACACCUGAGGUAUGUUAGUUUCCAUGCUGUCUGUAUACAGUAUUCUUUCUUGUCAUUUAUGACAAUACAUUUCAUAAAAAUAACAAUAUUUAUAUUUUAAUAUUACUCAUGUCUAUUAUAGGCAGUGUCACCUUCUUUUGUUACAUUGCUCUUUUUCCUUUCAAAGAGGCUGCCUUGAUUUUAGGCUACUCUUAAUCCAAGACAUCGGACCUACCCCUUCCAUCUUGGCUCAUACUUGAUUGCUUCCUAUUUGCCUGUUAUUGUAGUACCCUUGUGAAUUUAGUAGACUUCUGAAAAGAUAUCUGUUGAAUGAAUAAUAAUGAAUGCAUUUCCUUCUUUGGGUCAUCCUGCCUUGGCAGGAGGCAUCCAUUAAAAAACAAUAAUUUGAAAUGUAUUAUUCACAGACUAAUGUAUUGCCUCUAGUAUGUAUAAAGAAAGUGUUGAAUGAUGAUGAAAGUAUUUUCUUUUUGGGGAUUUUCUUUCUUUUUUGGGUCACCCUGCCUCGGUGGGAGACGGCCGACUUGUUGAAAAAAAAAAAAAAAAAAAAAAAAUGUAUAAAUCAUAUAUUCACAUAGACCAAGAAUUAAUACUGUGUUAAGUUAUUGGAAUUUCAUUGUGUUCAUCCACUUCUACAAAAAUUAUUAUCUGUACUGUACUACAUUCAUGAGGAAAUGCUAAAAUUGUAGGGGGUCAUACAGCACCUCUGAUAUGAGAAGCAAUCAGGUAUGAACUGGGUAACUCCAGUUAUGUGGAUCAAGAGCCCUUCAUUAGCAUCAAGGCACUCUUUUCCUUCUUGAAUGGAUAACCCAAAAAAAUAGGGUUUUCUUGUAUUCUUAAAUGCCCAAUUAAUCUUGUAAUACUGACUGUAAUUCCCUUAGCAUGUGGGUGAUGCUUCUCUCAAGGGAGGUUACUUGAUGCCAGUAACCUCCAAGGAAUUGGAUAUAGCCUCAAUCUCUCUGAUAUGAACCUGAUUAUGUCCCAUUCACCUAGGUGCAGUAUGACCCCUACUGGUUUAGCCAUUUCCCAUGACUGUUUUUUAAAGGGGCGGACUGGUAAGCUAGCGGAAGACCUCGGUCAGAUGACCAAAAGCUCCAGUUGCACAUCAUCAUAUGACUAAGACCAGUGUCAGGAAACCACUUUUCCUGUUUCCUAACAAACCUUACCUAAACUAACCUAACCUAACCUGAAUAAUUUUUUUUUUCCAACAUGCCAGUCAUAUCCCACUGAGGCAGGGUGACCUAAAAAGAAAACUGAGUCUUUUCUUUUCAAAUUUAAUUAUAACUUGAAUAAUAAGCAGUUAUAAUAAUGUGGGUGAUGCUGUAUGACCCAUUUCUGUAAAGUGUCUGCUUGUGAAUGUAAUAUAUGUGGGUGUUGUACUUGCAAGUCAGUUGUGAAUACACAGUUUCCUCAGUACAUGGACUCUUGCCGUAUAGCUCAGCAUGAUAGUUCUAAGAUAAAUGGUAUAAAAUACUGACGCGAUGGAAAAAUACACAAAUGGAGUACAAUGUGAUCCCUUAUUGACUAUGUUUCACUUAAACAGUGGGCUUUAUCAAGUCAUUCACAAUUAAUCUGUUUGUGACUUGAUAAAGUGCACUGUGUGGGCAAAAUUUAGCCAGUAAAGGAUUGCAUUAUACUGCAUUUGUGUCUUUUUCCAUGAUGGUUCUAACACACAUCUAGUAGCUGUAUUUGCAUCUUCAUGAAAUUAUAUACAAUGCUGUAUGAGGAUACCAUGCUGAAGAGUACCCUAUUGACUGAUGCCCCACUGUACUGGGGUUGAUAUAUUUGAACUAACCUCAGGUUAUAAGGCACUGGUAUAAUCUUUUGUCUUGUUAAUCAAAGAGCAUGUAUUGCUAUAUUUAAAAAAUAAUUAAACCAAUAUGAGUCAUGUAAUGUUGCUCAGAGAGUAUGUUAAUAGGGUAACAAAAAUGCAGCUGCAGUGAAGAUCUUUAUUUGUACAGUGUUUCACCCAACACCGGGGUUUUUUCAAGUACAUAGCACACAAGAGAAAUGAUCUAAGUAACAUACAGGGAGGUCUACCAGCCCAUGUUCAGCUGACCGUGUUUCAAAACAAUACGUACAAUGAGAGUUGAUACCCAAUAUCACUCCCUUGUUUUCUUUAAUGGUGUCAGUUUGAUAACCGACAAUUCUAGGCAUCAUCUCAUUUGGUCUUGCUCCUGUUAUAGUAGUUCAGCUUUAACCCACACCUUGAUCUAAGAACUUUAGUUGUGAUGCUGAUCACAGGUGUUAUUGUGUGUUUUAAGAGCAUAUCUGUAUUCCUGUAGACAGACUGAUAGACUUUUGGCUGUUUCUCUGAUGCAUACCUAGUCACAACCACCACAUGGAAUUCUUUACAUUCUUGCAUCCUUAGGUCUGUUACAUGGCAUCAACAUUCAUGUAAAAUCCCAGAUGGUCUUAGUAGUGACUGCUAUGAUGGCCAUGCUGGAUUCUGAAAGGUGGAAAACACUGGCCACAGUGGUACCCAUAGGUAAUAUGUACAUCUUGUGUUGUUUUUCCAUCUCCUAGCAUUGCAGUGCAUCUCACUGGCAUCUCUUUGCCAGAGGUUAGGAAAACAACAACACAAGUACAUAUUACCCACAGGUACUGUCAGACUGUCUCCCACCCUUCAGAAAUCCAGCAGUGAUGUCAUGAUAGUCACUACAAAGAUCAUACGGGGUCUCACCAGGACCUUGAUGUCAUAUACCAGCCCUAAGGAUGCAUUAGUGUAGAGAAUUCAGUGGGGUGCUAGUAACCAGAUAUACACUGGGGAAAAAGUUUAGAAGUCUGUCUAGAGAAAUGCUCAUAAACAGACACCCGUGUACAGCAUCACAAUUCACAUUCACACUGCAUGGCAUGGGACAAAGCUGAGCUUCUAUACCACAUAGAUAAUGCCUGGAAUCAUAAGUAUCAAAUUAACCUAAACCCUUAAACAAAAUGAUGGGAUAUUUACUGCAUCAUUUCCCACAGUGCAUAUUUUAAAUCACAACUGAACCUAAUGGGCUGGUAGGCCUCCUGCAGUGCACCUUCCAUGCUUGAGUAAUUUUACAUAGACCUAAGCAUGUGACACCUGAAGGUGAUGCCACUCCCUGUGGACUAUCUAGACCAAAACUUAUCCAGAGGGCUGAGGAGGGGUUAUUGAGGUGGUUCGGACAUGUAGAGAGGAUGGAACAAAAUAGAAUGACUUCAACUGUAUAAAUCUGUAGUGGAGGGAAGGUGGGGUAGGGGUCGGCCUAGGAAAGGAGGUUUUGUGUGCGAGAGACUUGGAUUUCCAGCAAGCAUGCGUGAGUAUGUUAGAUGGGAGCAAAUGGAGACAAAUACUUUUUAGGACUUAGACGUGCUGUUGGAGUGUGAGCAAGGUAACUUUAUGAAGGUAUUCAGGGAUACUGGCAGGCUGGACUUAGAGUCCUGGAGAUGGGAAGUAUAGUGACUGCACUCUGAAGGAGGGGGUGUUAAUGUUGCAGUUUUAUAAUUGUAGUGUAAGCAAUCCUCUGACAGGACAGUGAUGGAGUGAAUGAUGAAAGUUUUUUUGUUUUGGGCCACCCUGCCUUGGUGGGAAACAGCCGAUGUGGUAAUAGUAAAAAAAAAAAAAUGUCUGGUGUGUACUUUGAAAAAGUCCAGUUUUGAGCAAAAUGUUCAAAUAAAGAUCACCACAAGAAUUGUCCCUGUUACCAAUUGUCUGCAGCUUGCCACUGUCCAACAUUUUCAACCUCUUUCAUUGCUGAUUCCCUCACUGGCUGCCUUCUUGUCAGAAAUGCCCACCUUCAGUAUGCUCACAGAGUGAAAGAGGCACUACUCCCACCUUUCCCUCUUAACUGAAACUGACUUAUUACACCAACUUUUAACUUGCUGCUAUGGCUCCUUGAGUAGCAAGUUAAUCUCAGGAUUUGCUGAUGAAAGAUUGAAACCCUUUACUCCUUGUACUGAUGACCUACACUGGUAUAGCAAUUUGUACAAAUAUAAGAAUAACACUCCUUUGUCAUGUGCUGAAUGACCCAUAUAGGUUUAGGCCUUUUAUCAGAACAUAUCUAGUACUUAUACCUACGUAAAUGUAUUAAGAUGUUUAGGCUGAAAAGAAAAAAAAAAAGCGUUUUUAUUGUAUACUUUAUUCAUAGUGAGGAAGGCUGUACAUACCUUAGACAAUACUGAGGACAUAGCUCAUGGUGGAGAUGUUUGACCCAAAAUAAUAGUGUAGCGAAGAGGAGCAUCCAUGCCACACAAACAUAUUAUUAUUAUUAUUAUAAUCAAAAAGAAGCGCUAAGCCACAAGGGCUAUACAGCGCUCACACAAACAUAAAUAAUACAAAAAUAAUAUUCUGACUGGUUACCUACUAUACCAAGUCACUUAUACUAUAAUCACAAACAUUAACCUUGGGGCACAGUGCUGUUCAUAAUUAUUGACAGCUGGUGGAUUUUCUUUUCUACACACAUUUUAAUAAUCAAAUUAGGCGCUAAACCCAAAAGGGUCAUACAGCGCUGCAACACACUGUAAUGAUGCUGUAUUUAAUAAUGAUCAAAUGUUAACUAAACAGUGAUAACAUUUAAAUUUUUUUUUAAGUACUGUAACUUUGAUUAUACAGUAUUUUUAUGUAUACCAGUGGUAGAAUAUAGUAUGUUAAUAAGACAAUAUGCAUUUGAUGGCAUUUUACUAAGUUCGUCCUGCAGGGACCAUCUUGUUUCGUGGAGGACAUUUUAUCUUGAUAAAAUGCCACAAACCUCACAUUGUCUUUACAGCAUUUUUAAUAUGGUUUAGAUUUUCUUUUAUAAAUAUUGGGAUAAUUUUUUUCAUUUUAAUGUAUAUGGUGUCAAGCAAUAAAAAGUCCAAGUGCCAAUGAACAAGAUAAAA
Molecule: messenger RNA, 6600 nt
Organism: Cherax quadricarinatus
Lineage: Eukaryota; Metazoa; Arthropoda; Malacostraca; Decapoda; Parastacidae
Source: RefSeq, a predicted model, not a curated record